Molecule: messenger RNA, 485 nt
Organism: Protobothrops mucrosquamatus (brown spotted pit viper)
Lineage: Eukaryota; Metazoa; Chordata; Lepidosauria; Squamata; Viperidae
Product: pre-mRNA-splicing factor ISY1 homolog
Exons: 7
Biological process (GO): mRNA 3'-splice site recognition; generation of catalytic spliceosome for second transesterification step
Cellular component (GO): post-mRNA release spliceosomal complex; Prp19 complex; catalytic step 2 spliceosome
Source: RefSeq, a predicted model, not a curated record
UUCAAGCUACGUUUCCGGCUGGGCGGCAGGUUUCGGGGUAGCGUCGUGUUCUGCCGCGGUUGCAACCAUGGCUCGAAAUGCAGAAAAGGCCAUGACUGCUUUGGCAAGGUUUCGCCAAGCUCAGCUAGAAGAAGGAAAAGUUAAGGAGCGAAGACCUUUCCUUGCAUCAGAAUGCAAUGAAUUGCCCAAAGCUGAGAAAUGGAGACGACAGAUUAUUGGUGAAAUUUCCAAGAAAGUGGCCCAAAUUCAAAAUGCUGGUUUAGGUGAAUUCAGAAUUCGUGAUUUGAAUGAUGAAAUUAACAAACUCCUAAGAGAGAAGGGACACUGGGAGGUCCGUAUAAAGGAGCUGGGAGGACCUGAUUAUGCUAGAAUUGGCCCUAAAAUGCUUGACCAUGAAGGAAAAGAAGUUCCAGGAAACAGAGGUUAUAAAUACUUUGGAGCAGCUAAAGACCUACCUGGCGUUCGAGAGCUUUUUGAAAAAGAAC